UAAUGUUAUGAAGUAUCUUGCUAUCCCAUAUAUUUGGAGAAAUCUGAACCUCUCAAAAGAUCAAAAACCAUGGCAGUGAGUCUAUCUCCUACCCAAGUCUCAGCAAAACACUCCUACACCACCACCAUCACCAUCACCACCCAAAAUAAUCGAACUUUCCAUCAAAUUUACAACAAUUCUAUAAACCCCAGAAAACACAGAAUACACCCAACUUCAAAUCAUUCAAAUGGAAGAACCAAUUUCUCAGUAAUUCGAGCAUAUAUUGAAAACACCAACCCAAUUUCUAGCUUUGCAAACAAAGUUAUUGGUUCAUUACCCAUUGUUGGUCUCAUUGCUAGAAUUGUUAAUGAUGAAGGUGGUCUUGCUGGGGAUAUCAUUGAUUUUGCUGAAUUUCGAAGAAGAGUUGGUAAUAAGUGUUCUGUUAAUGAUUCUAGAGCUUUCUAUGAGUUCCAAGAACGUCGCGGCAGGACAGGGGAACCAUUAUACGUUCUACUGUGCUGUUGGUUAGCAGCAAUUGGUGCAGGUCUACUUAAAUCUGAAGAAAUUCUGGAGGGAGUUGCACGCCUUCGUCUUUCGAAUGAUAUUGAGUUUGAAGAGCAGACUUUUAUUGAUAAGAUGACUGAAGCAAAAGAGAGAAGAGCUAAACUGAAUGCUGCAGCUCCUACAAUCCCAAUGGAAUUAAGAGCUGAAAAAGCGCUUGAUGCUAUAUAUGUUUGUUGCUUUGGGAAGGACUUGAUAGAAGAAGAAGAUGAAAGGUUAUUAAUUACUAUUCUUAGAGCUGUCUUUCCCAGUGUUCAACAACCGGAGAUUGAAAGAAUUGUCAAAGAUAAAGCCAGAAAAGUAGCCGAAGGUGGUGAAGAGGGAGAAUUUCCUGAAGAACCUAAACCGUUGUCCAAAGAAGCUAUACAAUUACAGAUGAAGGAUCUCCAAUUCCUGAAGCAGAACAGCAACGAAGGCACUUGAACAGAACAAUAUUCAGAAUCCUAUAGCCUGUUUGAUUCUUUGGCACAGAUGAAACAUAGGGUAUUGAGUAUUGACUGCUCGGCUGAGAAACGUAUGGAAGAUAUGAACUUGUAUAGAUUCGCGGACAGGGUCAACUGCAUUACUAGAAUAAAGGUGUGAUACUGAUACAUGAUCAAUAUACACUCCUGUUAUAGUUUAAAGUUCAAGAACUCAAGUCCUUAAAUUAGUCCCCUUUACGCAAGGUGUUGUCAAAAAAGUUUGAAACGAGCUCACGAGCAUGAGAUUACUGGGAUGUUGGAUAAAUUUGAAGGUUAUAAUUGGAUAAUACAGAAGGGUUUUAUGCAACCAAAAAUGUAAUGGAUAUAUCAAGAUGUAAGAAGUGUUUGAUGAUAAAAUAUUGAGGUAUAUUUAUCCGAAGUA
This is a messenger RNA of Chenopodium quinoa (quinoa), 1383 nucleotides long. Its product is annotated as photosystem I assembly factor PSA3, chloroplastic-like. Gene Ontology annotation, biological process: photosystem I assembly. The record is from RefSeq and is a predicted model, not a curated record. The transcript has 4 exons. NCBI's taxonomy places the organism in Eukaryota, Viridiplantae, Streptophyta, Magnoliopsida, Caryophyllales, Amaranthaceae. The coding region runs from base 70 to 963 and encodes 297 amino acids.